This is a messenger RNA of Diaporthe batatas, 4583 nucleotides long. RefSeq lists its product as uncharacterized. Bases 326 to 1624 code for a protein of 432 amino acids. NCBI's taxonomy places the organism in Eukaryota, Fungi, Ascomycota, Sordariomycetes, Diaporthales, Diaporthaceae. The record is from RefSeq and is a predicted model, not a curated record. The transcript is spliced from 2 exons.
CCGAGAUUCAACACCCCUCCCCCAGUAAAAACUUGUUACAGAACUGCAUACGCACCGAAAUGGCUCAAACUUUAUCUUUCAAUGUCCAUUUUAAUGGAUGACGGCAAGACGGCAAGAUGGAUCCAAAAUUAGCAGCCGUGCUAGCCGGGCCUAGGCCGACACAGCUGGUUGCGGGAUUGCGGCGGCAGGUCCACUUUAUUAGUCCACCCUUUUCCAGGAAGUCGGCCCCCAGCCAAACCUUACCUCGCCGCAGACCCAAGCGACGUGUUCCAAGGACGGCUCCAGCAACGGCUCGACAUGACACGACACAGCACAGCAGCACAAUAUGGCAGGCGUGGAUGAGUACGGCCUCAGCGUCGCCCGCACCCGCGGCUUCAGGCUGGUCGUCCUGGCCGGCGCCGCCGUCAUCGUCAUCUGGGUGCUGGGCACUUCGCGACUCUUCAGCUCCAGCGCCAGUUCGACCUCCCGCCUCAUCCCCGUCGGCACCGGCGCAAAGGGACAGAAGAAUGCACACACAACCACCGACACAACCACGAGCCCGACCUCGACCGCGCCGCCACGGGGCCCGCCCAUAGUGGGCACCGGCGACGACUUCUUCGUGGUCGACGCCCUCCACCACGCCCUCAACCCCCCUCCGCCGCCGCCCCCUCCGCCUCCGCCUCCCCCGCCCAAGGUCCCCUUCCCGGACAACGUCGCCGUGAUAAUGGAGACGGACGUGGCGCGCGUCCCGAACCUGGUCCCCGUGGUCCUGCACUUCGCCAACGUCCUGGGGCCCAAGUGGCCCGUGGUGCUGCUGACGCGCAAGGACAAGUGGGUCGAGCCCGCGAGCCCAGCCUUCCGGCGCCUCAUGGCCGAGAGGCGCCUGCACAUCUACUUCCUGCCCGAGGCCACCACCUUCCCGGACCACCGCUCCGUCUCGGUCUUCCUGACCAGGCCCUGGUUCUGGGAGCAGUUUGAGAGCGCCGGCCGCGUGCUCAUGUUCCAGGCCGACAGUAUCGUGUGCGGCAACAGUGGGCGGUCCAUCAACGACUUCCUGGAGUGGGAUCUCAUCGGCGCACCCGUCGCGGCGCAGUAUGGCGUGGGCUACAACGGGGGCCUGAGCCUGAGGAAUCCGAAGCUGGUGCUUGAGGUCGUCAGGGAUCCUGCCAAUGACUUUGCGAAGGACUCUGCCGAUGAGGAACCGCCCGAGAAGGACGACCCUCCAAAGAAGGACCCGCCAAAGAAAGAGGAGCCACCCAAGAAACAAGAGCCGCCGAGCAAGCAAGGACCACCUGAACAACAAAAAGAAGCGCCCAAGAAGGAAGUUAAGCUGGUACCAGGCGACCUCAAGGGGGAAAACCAGGUCACUCGGCGGGAAGAAGAAGACACAGAAACGCCGCCGCGGGCCCCGAAACCAGUAUGGAUGAAGUUCGAAGACCAGUGGCUGUACAUGAAGAUGAAGGAGCGGGGCGCGAAGCUGCCGGACCAGGACGUCGCCGAGAAGUUCGCCGUCGAGACCAUCUACUAUGACAAGCCGCUCGGCUACCACCAGCCCUUCCGGUGGCUCAACGACUUCCAGAAGAAGCAGGCCAUGGAGUGGUGCCCUGAGAUCGGCAUGCUGCAGGACGCGUCGCACUUCUUCUAGUAAGGGACCAGAGGAGGACGUUUGGCUGUCAGGUGGCUCAUCUUUUUUAUUUUGCUUUUUUGUUAUCUGGUUUGAGGUUGGACCUCUUUUUUUUGUAGCAUUGCACGGCGUCAUGGGAAUAGAGUCUAGAAGAGCCAUCACCACUGGGGGGCGGCGGAUGUAUUGCUUGCUUGCUUGCUUGCUUGCUUGCUACACGCUGGGAAUCAGAGAAUCAUUUGCUCCACCCGCUUCGAAUCCACAGUCUGUCUUCAUCGUCGUCUGGUCCUUGCUAGUCCACAUACGACCCCGGAAUGCUCAAGGUACUCUGCAGCGGCGGUCUCGUCGGCGCCGGACGGUCCUCCCGACGAUCCCCAGUCAGGUGCACCGGCCUCGUGAGCACCACCGUCGCCCCGGACUUGGCCCUCGCCUGGGACUUGAGCGCCUCCUGGGCCCGCACGAGCCUGACCCUCGCCGCGGUGGGCGCCCGCAAUGGCCGACUGCCUGGGCUUGCCACGGCUGGAGGUGUUGUCGGGCCGGCUGACCCGUUCACAUCGUGCUGCACGUUGUGGUAGCCAUUGUCCCGCGAGCCCCUGGUCAGCGGCGGCCGGGCAGGCGGCGGGUAUGGCCCAUGACCUCUACCACUAUCACUGCUGCCACUGCCGCCGCCGACACCCCCUGCCGGCACCCAGUCCUCGGCUACGGUCGACAGCCGCGCCGCCCUCGACCUGUUGUUGCCGCCCAUGGGCCCCGGGCUCGGACCCACCCCGGGCGUCGACACGGGCGUCGUGGCCCCGCUCCCCGCCGGGCUGACCCACCCGGCCAUGGUCCUCAGGGCCCACCAGUCCUUGGCCCAGCCCCCGCCGCCUCCGGUCUCCGAACCUGUCUUCUCGGGGUCAGUGGUGUACUGCUGGUAUGGCUGCUGCUGAGGUGGCUGGUACUGUUGGUGCAUGUGCAUGUGCUGCUGCUGCUGCUGCUGCUGCUGCUGCGAAUACUGCGAAUGCUGCGGAUACUGCGGCACCUCCUUGGGCUCCGUGCACACCGGCGGCGGCAGCACGCCCGUCUUGACGGCAAUGUCACUCGCGGCCAGCGGCCGCGGCCCGCCGAUGCGCACCCUCGCCUCCGAGGUCUGCGAGGCCUCGCUGACCGAGUCGGCAAUCUGCCGCUUGGUCCUGUCGUCGAAGCGGUUGAACGAGUACGAGGCCGACGACUCCUUCACGCUGGACGGCGGCGCCCUGGGCCCUCCGAGGUGGCCCCCUCCUGCUGCUGCUGCCCCGCCAGAGGCCGACGCAUUGUGUGCCGCUGCGAUGGCCGCCGCGUGCUGGGUGUGCGAGUUUGGCCGCGAGCCGUGGAUGUUGUUGCUGUGGUGGCUGCGGGGCAGCGAGACGGCCGAGCCGCGCCGCGAGAUGCUGUCCUCUGAGGUGACCUCGGGCAUGGAUGCCAUGGCGGCCAUGAGGUCUGAGACGCGGCAGGUGACGACGCUCGGGGGGCGGGAGUAGCGUGAGGUGAUGUAGGGGAGGUCGAACGGCCGCGAUGCUUUUUCUGCGACGCAGUUGAUGAAGAUCAGUAUAGGGCUGUGAAUAAGGUUUCGCCUGUUAGCAAAUUUCCUCUCUCUCUUUUUCUCUCUCUCACUCGGUCCCUCUUCCCUUCAUCUUAUAUUUCACCCACCCCGUUUGCUCGUCUACCUGAUGCCCAGGCCCCCAGCCCAGCCUCCUGCAAUGAUCGACAUCCCCGGAUCAACCGGUGGGCCUCCCUCAGGGAUCUAGAUGAGGGGAUCCACAAUUCACGCUGCAUCACAAGCUUUGGCCACCUCGCAAACCCCCCUUGCCCCCCCUCUUCUUCUCCCCAAAAACAGCCCUGUAGGGCAGGCAGGCAGGCAGGUAAUCCGACAGGCAGGACUUACGUUGCAGAAGCACAGGCCACAAGAUUCACGCAGGCCACAGGCGACGGGCCCUUGGAUACCGAGACAGAGACGAUGAUGAGCGAGACGGCCCAGGCGAUGAGGUCGAUCCGGGCGACGACGAUGGCGGAGGCCUGGAGGGGCUGCUGGACGGUGGGAUGGUGGACGUGGCCGACCAGCUCACCCUUCCGCGCGGCGUGCAGGUGGAGGGCGACGUACAGGAAGCCCAUGAUUGACUGCUCAUGUACAGUUUGGGGUUAGCAGCCGGCCGGAACGGGAUCCUCACGGUGAUACGGCAUGCAUCAUGCAGCAGCAUGCAGGCCACAGGACUGCAGCCGUUUGUUGUCCCGUCUGCUGGCCAUGCAAGCGCCGUGUGAGAUGUGACGGGAACGUACCGAGAACAUGACCCAGCUCUGGCCGAGGCAGUCGUCCGACUCGACGUUGUGGCCGAAGACGAGCCCGGACGUGAGGAUGGUGAUGAAGCAGAAGAUGAGGAGCAGCACCAGGUUUGCGAGCACCACCCAGUGCAGCUUCGUGAUCGGGGCGUCCUGGGCCCGCCCCAGGACGUACGAGUCGCUGUCCUUGUCGUAGACAUAGUCGUAUGUGCUGGCUGUCGGUGAUGGUGAUGGCACAUCCAUGAUGCUGAGCGCUCAAUGGCUUACUUACAGGCCCGGCAUGUCGAGGGUGAGAACUUCAGAAGAUCAUGAGCACCCGGCCUCAGAUGCAGCGGCUCCCGUCAGCUCGAGAGAAGGCGAGACAGGCCGAGUGCUGCUGGUCCGGGGACGACGUCCCACAGGCUUGUUUUUCAUGUUGAUUUCAUUUCCGGAUCGAGUUCUCAGCUCGAGCCGUUGUGAGGUUGGAAAGUCGAUGCUCCUAGGAAAUGUCUUAGCGGGCGUAGGUGAGGGCGGAAGGGGUUGUGAGACAGAAGCAUUCCUAAGGGCGGCGUUGCUCACGCAGGGAGCCAGAGAACCGGCCCAUGGCCCGGCGGGAUAUCUACCUAGGUACACAGCAUAUAACGGGCGAGAGUCAAGCCAACGUCAUAAUACACCAUGCGUUUAUAUGCUGCUAAACUCUGAGGCAAGG